This is a messenger RNA of Diospyros lotus (date-plum), 935 nucleotides long. RefSeq names its product E3 ubiquitin-protein ligase MPSR1-like. Gene Ontology annotation, cellular component: cytoplasm. Gene Ontology annotation, biological process: protein ubiquitination. The transcript has a single exon. The record is from RefSeq and is a predicted model, not a curated record. Lineage: Eukaryota; Viridiplantae; Streptophyta; Magnoliopsida; Ericales; Ebenaceae. Bases 139 to 723 code for a protein of 194 amino acids. Gene Ontology annotation, molecular function: ubiquitin protein ligase activity.
CACGGCCUCUCUCCUUCCCCCUAUACAGCUCGCGCAAGUCUCAACGCCCAUUUCGAAUAAUAGUGGCAACUGAAUAGAUUUUUGAUUCUUUACCUCUGUUCUCUCCCUCUCCCUCUCUUCUCCGCUUCCGAAGCGGAAAUGGCGACGCCCCAAUCACCAGCUCCCGGCGAAGAAGCGCAAAGCAGAAGAUUCGCCCUAUUCCUGCCCUUAAUGUUUGGUUUGCCCACAUCUGCGGAUGCUGGGUUGCAACCAGGCGAAAAUCGAACUACGGUAGGCGAGCAAGUCGUGCUGAUUAAUUCGUUUAUAGGGUCGUUGGUGGUGAUCCAGGGUUCUGAAAACGCGGGGGGUUUGUCGAAGGGGGGGCCGUUGCCGGCGUCGAAGGCGGCGAUAGAGGCGCUGCCGGUGGUGAAGAUAACCGAGGAGGAGGAGGAGGAGAGCGAGUGUGCGAUAUGUUUGGCGGAGUACGAGGUGGGUGGGGAAGCGAAGGAGAUGCCUUGCAAGCACCGGUUCCAUCCGGGUUGCAUCGAGAAGUGGCUGGGGAUCCACGGGUCGUGCCCGGUUUGCAGGUUCAUGAUGCCGGUAGAAGAGCGAAACGAUAGGAAGGGAGGUGAGGGUGGCGAGGGAAAUGGAGGCGAGAUACGAAUUAGCUUCUUCUUCGGAGGCCAUGGCGGCGAUUCAAGAGAUUCCGAUUCGAAUUCAGCGGCGGAUUCUGGCAGUAAUUAAUUCGUCGAUCGCAGUCCGCGGCGAUGAUGCCGCUUCGGCCGAUCACGAUCGGAGUUGAUUCUUUUCCUUUUCUUUUUUUGACUUUCAUUCUUCCUUCCACCUUUCUGUCAGAUUCUUAGUCGACUGCUUGAAGUUGUACAGAGAUUACCAAGUGCUUAAGAGAUGCAGAUUUCAUGAUUGAAGUGUUAAUUUAAAUUUGAAUGAUUGUUCAG